AUGCUACGCUUAGGUGUGCCUACUUCAUCCCCCCUGUUGUGACCCAAAGUAAAUGAAUAAUAAAACGGCCAAAAUCAUUCAAGUUUCCCCUCAUUCAUUCACUCCCUCACUCUCCCUAGCUAAUUGGUUUCCAGAUUCUCUCUCUUUCUCUCCCUUUCUCUAUCUGAGCUCAGCUGUGCAUUACACUGAAGACCAACACUUGAAUGCCCCUCUCAGGAAACAUCAGCAUGACAACUUGCACUUGUACUUUUUCUCUAUUGGUAACCCUUCUCUCUUUUGCUGUCACCUCUCUCUCCAUCCUGUUUGUCUCUCCUACUUUACUUCUCUAACAUUGCGUUUCCAUCUAUUUAUACCUGUUUUUUGAAACACUUUUUCUCAACCCAAAACCGAAUGCCCAAGUUUCAUUACUAAUCAAAAAAAGAAAAAAACUUGAGAGACUAAGAGCUAGCUGUUUGUUUUGGUUUUUCUAUAAUGUCUCCAGCAGCCUCCACAAGAUGGUGUCCAACACCAGAACAACUUAUGAUCUUAGAAGAGAUGUAUAGAAGUGGGAUUAGAACCCCAAAUGCUUCUCAAAUCCAACAAAUCACUUCUCACCUCUCUUUCUACGGCAAGAUUGAAGGCAAGAAUGUUUUUUAUUGGUUUCAAAACCAUAAGGCAAGAGACAGACAGAAGCUUAGAAGGAAGCUUACCAAGCAACUGCAACUACAACAGCAACUUUAUCAUCAGCAUCAGCUUCAACAAAACCAUCCUAACCACCAUUCUCUUCACUAUGAUUCUCCUGCCUCUCCUGCCUUUCAACAUCUUUCAUACUAUAACUCAGCAUGUCUUUUUCCUCAGGUAGGGGCUCAUGAGAAUGCAGCAGCACAACAAGUGAUGAACUACACGUGGAAGUUUGAUAUCCCAGAAAGAGUGGACAUGGAUAAAGCCACGAUGAGAAUGAUUGGCAGUGAUUGGUUGAUGAUGGUUGAUCUGGGUCCCCUUUCAUCACAAUGCAACAACUCCACCACCAGGCCACCCCUCAAAACCCUUGAACUUUUCCCAGUCACUGCCUCAAAUCUCAAGGAAGAGUGCAACAACAGCUCUUCCGAGCCUCUUUCUUGUACUACUACUAAAUCCACACCUGCUAAAUACUAUUACUUUUUACCUAUUAAUCUGGACUCUUUUCUCUUGGUGUUUCUUAAAGCUCGCAUAUUUAUAAGCGCAGCACCAGUAAUUGAUGGACAUCUAGAUAUACCAGAUUUUGAACUGGGUGUUUCAUCUGUUGAUAGUUGUAUGAAUUCUUUCUCAGCAGGUAGAUUCGUCGUUCAGAGGAAAUUGUUUCUUUGCAAUGCUUUUAACUUUUGUACAAAUGUUUUGGGAAAGGAAACCAAAAAAGAAAAAGUGAUGAAUGCAAUGCCACUAGCUAGUGGUUUCGAUGGGCUAGAAUUGGACUGGUUUUGGGUGGGCCUGAAUUGA
Molecule: messenger RNA, 1455 nt
Organism: Durio zibethinus
Lineage: Eukaryota; Viridiplantae; Streptophyta; Magnoliopsida; Malvales; Malvaceae
Source: RefSeq, a predicted model, not a curated record